AUGGUGUCCGCCAGCGAUGCGGCUCUACAUCGGGCCGCCAAAAAGGGGGAUCAUCGCCUUGUCCGUGUGCUGCUCGAUACAGGAAAGACGUUUCCGGAUUGUGCUAAUGCGGAUGGAGUAACCCCACUGAUGCUUGCUUGUCGAGGAGCACACGCCGAAACGGCAAAGGCUCUACUGGCCGAGGGUGCCGAUGUGAAUGCACGAAAUGUGGCCGGCUCCUCCGCACUGCUGUGCGCUUUGGAAAGUGGUGACCAGGAAUCUGUGGAAUUGCUAUUACGUCAGGGGGCAAGUGUGAAUUUUAGGACCAAGGAUGGAGGCAGUGCGCUCCUCUGCGCCGCGGAGCGGGGGCUCGAUUGGGCGGUGCAGUUGUUGCUCAACUGCGGGGCGGACAGGAGCGCGACCUUAGCCGACGGGAGUGAUGGGGUAUUCCUGGCCGCUCAGAAUGGGCACGAUAGUACCGUAUGCCUGUUGCUCGAUGCGGGAUGCCGCAUCGAUGGGCAAAGACAAGACGGGGCGACGCCGAUGUGGAUCGCUUCGCAAUGCGGUGAAGCUCGGGUUGUGGAUAUGUUGGCGCGCAGGGGGGCCCGCGACACACCACGGAGGGACGGUGCCACCGGGCUCUUCAAAGCCUCCCAUAAAGGGCAUCGGAGGGUGGUUGAACUGCUCCUGGAGCAUGACCUGGGCGAUGUGGGCCUUUUGAGUAAUGGCGAGUCGGCCCUACACGCCGCCUCACUGUUUGGGCACCUCGAAAUUGUGCGAUUGCUUCUGAAGGAGGGCGCCGAUCCGGUUUUGUUGAACAAGCACGGCGAGACCCCCCUAGAACUGGCCAACCAGAUGAAGUAUGAAAAAAUUGCCGAGCUCCUUCGUCGGCAUCAAGACUAUUAUUCC
This is a messenger RNA of Mesorhabditis spiculigera, 888 nucleotides long. The record is from the annotation of a GenBank genome assembly. Lineage: Eukaryota; Metazoa; Nematoda; Chromadorea; Rhabditida; Rhabditidae.